GCCAAAAGCACAGAACGGGGAGAUGGAUACACGCGGCAAGUCAUGCAGUCCGAUUACUGAAGUUUACGCAAUUGUGAAGGGCUCUGAACAACAUGGGGACAUCUGAUUUUCAUGCAAUAUGGUAUAAUUAUUUUAUUAGUACGCAUGUAUCUACGAAAAAUAAAUUAAUCGCUGUUAUCCGCAGAAAGAAAUAACGAUUCUCUUUAUAUAUGGAUAUGAUGCGCGUGUUCAGUAAGCUAUCGGUAUUUCACACAGAUGACACAUUUACGGCUGAACUGACAGUUCUUCCGAAAGAAGACAGUCAGCUGAAGUGAAUACAACAAAGAUGUAUCGCUUAUAGAGGAGCGAGGACGGCUGGCAAGGGAUCGAGGUGAUAUUUGUAAAUUGCUGUACAGGAGGGUCCAUUGGAGAGGAGAGGUGACUUUGACCGGAUGCACAUAGCGGAGAGUGCCGUGUGGCUUUGACCAUGAGCCGGCUUAUGUUGGGCCGGACGCUGGAGCGGAUCUGCAAGGCUGUGCUGCUGCUCUGCCUGGUGCACUUCCUCAUCAUGAUGAUCCUCUACUUCGAUGUCUACAGCCAGCGAUUCGACAUCUUCAGCCGCUUCAACAAUGGCCGUGGAGCGAACAGCUCACGAGGACCACCCCACUACUACUAUAAUUUCUCCAGGCCCAACACUACCUUUGCAAGUUACCUGGCCACUGCUGACCAUCUCCUGCCCAGUGCCAAGCCAGAAGCAAAUCACACACCACCAACCCCUAAGCCAUUACCACCAUGUCCGGAGGUACCUCCUGGUCUGGUGGGGCGUCUACUCAUCGAAUUCAGCUCCCUGAUAACCCUGGAGCGGGUGCAGAGAGAGAACCCUAACGUGACAGAGGGGGGCAAAUACACGCCACCGGACUGCUGGCCUAAGCAGAAAGUGGCUAUCAUCAUUCCAUUCAGGCACAGAGACAACCACCUGAAAUACUGGUUACACUACCUGCACCCAGUCCUGCGCAGACAGAAGAUCGACUAUGGCAUCUAUAUAAUCAGUCAGCUUGGUCAGGAAACCUUCAAUCGGGCCAAGCUUCUUAAUGUUGGCUACACAGAGGCUCUGAAAGAUGCGGAAUACAACUGCUUCAUUUUCAGUGACGUGGACCUGAUCCCUAUGGACGACCGGAACCUCUACCACUGUUACGACCAGCCACGUCAUUUUGCCAUUGCCAUGGACAAAUUUGGCUUCAGGCUGCCUUAUGCAGGGUACUUUGGAGGGGUGUCCGGCCUUAGCAAAAAACAGUUCCUCAAAAUCAACGGCUUCCCAAACGAGUACUGGGGCUGGGGAGGAGAAGAUGACGAUAUUUACAACAGAAUCACACUAAAUGGGAUGAAAGUGUCUCGGCCUGACGUGAGAAUCGGCCGCUACAGGAUGAUCAAGCAUGAAAGAGACAAGCACAAUGAACCAAACCCCCAGAGGUUCAGUAAGAUUCAGAAUACCAAGAACACAAUGAGGAAAGAUGGAAUUAGCUCGCUGAUGUACAAAGUGGUUUCUGUGAAGAAGUACCCACUCUAUACCAACAUUUCCGUAGAGAUUGGCAAGCCUCCUCCCAGACCCAUUAAGGGAUAGAGAACUACUGUACCAAGGGAUACCAUAUCCUCCCUACAGUUCAGCACACAUACACAAACUCUGGGUCACCUUCCUACUGUAUGAUUACAGCAGUGAUGUGUUGAACAGGUUAGUUCUCAGGAAUACAUUGGGCCUUGGAAGCUCGGUGUGGAUCCAUUGAUGUAAAUUCAGAUCCAGAUGGAGAUGUGCACAUAGUAUCUGGAUUAAAAGGAACAUCAUGAUUAUACUCCAGUGGAUCUUCUGUUCAGACCUAGAGGAUCAAAACAAGCUCUAAAGCAAGACUUGUUCAAAUCUGAUUUUGGUGAGUGACAUUUGAAAAUUUCUCAGCAGAGAACAGGUCACUUGAUGUAAAUCAGAACAUACUGUACAUUUCUAAAGUGAAUGUGUCUUUGUGUACUGCAGAGUUAAAAUCUCUUCUUUCAUUUCUGAAAUGAUGGAUCUGAGAUUGAUAAAUUGGCGCUUAAAGGCUCCUUGGAUAAUCUUGGGACUUUGAUCUAAGAUAGAUUUUGUCGAGGAAGAGAAAACAUGCAUUUCUAAGUAUAAAUACUUCAAUGCUGACAAUUGUGUGAUAUGAUUAGACUGGAUCUGAAUAAAGUCCAACAAGCACAUGACUGUGUCAGUCAACUUAGUAUGAAUGGAUUGCUGUGGUUGGUCAUCUUCACUGGAUCAUCUGGCUGUUCUAGAUGUCUGGAAAUAUGGCAAGAACUUUCCCUGGGAAAUAGAGAAGAUAAAGGUACUGAUUAUCAAACAUCUGUAUCUAUCACCACCUGCUCAACAAAAGACUACAAGCUACCAUUUCUUUAUUGUUUACUUGCGUUUGCCUCAAAGACACAUAUUUAGUUCUGUCAUAUCUCAAGGCUUUUUAAAAAUAUGAAGGAUGCGGUUGUUGGUCAAAUAAUGCCCAUGUUGUUCAGUGUAAUGGUCUCAUGCUCUUUGGUUUUUGAUGAUAAACUACAGAGUUGAUAAUUAAAUGAUGCUCGUAUUAAUGAGUGAUUGGUCUCCAAUAUCCAAAAAUAUUCACCUUUUUCUAAACAAUCUGAAAUGUGUUGAUGCUUUCCUUUAGAUGUGGUUACACUAGGCUUUGAGCAUGCAAAA
Messenger RNA from Xyrauchen texanus (razorback sucker), 2695 nucleotides. Its product is annotated as beta-1,4-galactosyltransferase 2-like. Gene Ontology annotation, molecular function: glycosyltransferase activity. NCBI's taxonomy places the organism in Eukaryota, Metazoa, Chordata, Actinopteri, Cypriniformes, Catostomidae. Bases 467 to 1600 code for a protein of 377 amino acids. The transcript is spliced from 7 exons. The record is from RefSeq and is a predicted model, not a curated record. Gene Ontology annotation, biological process: carbohydrate metabolic process.